UUUUCAUCUUCUCCGGUGCUUUGUUCCUAUUUCGUUCCAGCCAUAGAACUUGACAUCAGUUCCAAGACCGUUCGCGUUGAAUGAGGAUACAAGUGUCCUGUUCUCGAGCAUUAAAAUUGAAAAGAGGCGUCGAGUGUAGGUCAUUCAGUCGCGUCAAUAAAAUUAAUCUCAAGAGCGUACUUCAAUAGUACAAGUGACGGAUCCAGUGAUUGUAAUUGGCAGUAUUCACGCUCGAAUGUUCACGAGUUUCGCAUGAAAAUGCGUUAGGAAUCCAGACAGGUUGUACAUAAACUAGAAAACUAUAAAAGUGAGCCGAAAAGGAUUCAGUAGUUACGCCCCUGGGCUUACGCCUCCUUGCUACAAGUACAUUGUACCGUAACCCAACUUAACCUGACUCCAGCGAUUGCAGUCGGCGACCCAGCCUAUCGGACGCUAGGGAAGCACAACCGUGGCGGAUAUUAUACCAUCGAGGCGCAGGACAGCGCCAAGUGUGGCCGAGUAGCAAGCAGCGAGAACCUCGGCGGCGUAGUCGUACUCGGAAUCGUAAUAGUCGACACUCGAGGCUCGCGAGAGCAGCCAAUCGAGACUCGACCAGUCGCGUUUGCUCGGCGUAGAAUUUCGAGCUCCAGACUUUUCGUUUCUGGAAGUCUCAGAGACCUUCGAGCUCUUGGUUCCUGACACUUUGCUCUCAGUCGGUCGCCGUUACGCAUUGGACGCGUAUCCCUCUUUGGUGGCCUACGACCGGGCUUCCUCGCUAUGUGACGGAUAUCGUGGGGCACGCCAGUGUACCCUCGGGAAAGGACGCAGAAAGGCACAAGGGGCCCACCAGGUCCCAGUAAACCCGUGCAGGGAAGAGAAUGGAGUGCCCGCACCUUGCCCAAGGCGUCCGUCUCGACGCCGACGACGUUGAGGCAACUUAUACAAAGGAUCUACCGUUCGUCUGCGCAGCCCUUUCCUACAAGCCAGGCUGCUCCUCUCCUGGCCUUGGUACGUCGUCGUCGCCGCCAACACGAUCUGACUUUUCCCGGAAAAGCAUUACGCCGGCACUGCCUACGCUACCUACGUACACGGACAUUCAACCGAGAGAUCGGAGAAAAUUUCAAGCACAUUUCACCUUAUCCUAUUAUCAAUAGGAAUAUGCGUCUUGUGUACUCGUGUGUGUCCUCCGUGUGUGCAUAUUAAUGUGUGCGUGUGUGCGCGUGCGUGGCCACACUGGUCCUGCAAAGAGUGGACCCCCUCCCCCGUCAUAUGCGGCACGGAGAAGAGUACUUGGCUGUGCCUUCACUGUGGAGCCGUGCACUGCGGCAGGUACGUGGCAGGUCAUGCGAUGCAGCAUCAUGAAAAAAAUACUCAGCACUGCGUGUGCAUAGACUGUGAAAAUCUGGCGGUAUUUUGUUACUCCUGCGACGAGUACGUGGUGAACGACACAACGAGUGGUCAGAUUGAGAAGAUCCGACGCAGUGCCUUCCAAAAGGGCGAGCACAAAGAGAACGAUGAGAAUUGGAACUCCUCGCCGAGAGAGAGCGAGAAUGACCCGGACGCUCUGUGGAAGGGCGAGGUGGUCGUACGUAAUUUAAGGCCCAGGACGCGAAAGCGCUCCCACUCGUUGGACGGCUCAAGCGCAGAGAACAGGCCGGUGGCUAAAAGAAAAAGCUCGAAAAUAACCAAAGAGAAGAAGGUCGUGGGCCUGAGAAAUUUAGGGAACACAUGCUUUAUGAACGUAGUAUUACAGUCUUUCAAUAACAUUAGCCACUUCUGCGAGUACUUGACGCAGAUGCCGAGUCUGGAGGGUAUCGCGUUCGACGAGCCUCCGACGCACAGGGGCCGCAUCGUGGCUUCAGGUAGGGCCAAGGAGCUCAGCGACGCUUUGCUGGCCGAGGAGCUUCGCAAAGUGCUUCUGGGCUUGAGUCUUGGGGGCUCGAACGGUCAGGCCAUCUCGCCGGAGUGCCUCUUCCUGGUCAUCUGGAAGGUGGUGCCACGAUUUCGUGGUUACCAGCAACAGGACGCUCACGAGUUCCUCACCUACAUGCUCGACAGACUCCACACCGAACUCCUUCAACUGCUACCCAGGCUAGGACACGAGCCCCUGGGUCUUCGGGGAAAGCAGAGUAUAGUCACUGCCGUUUUCGGAGGCACUCUACUCAGUGUGGUGCACUGUAUGAACUGCCGUACGGACUCGAAGACCCACGAGCCCUUCCAGGAUCUCUCCCUGGACAUUCCCGAGAGACUGCAGAGACGUACCAAGGAGCAGGAGGAAGUCUGCAGCCUUACCUACAGCCUCACGAGAUUCUUCAAGGUCGAGGAACUGGCGGACAGCGAACUCUACUUCUGUGACAACUGCAUGGGGAAGCAACGUUCUACCAAGAGGUUCUGGAUACACAGGCUGCCUAAUGUGUUAUGCCUUCACAUCAAACGAUUUAGAUGGUGCAAUUCCUAUCGCCUGAAGGUCGACACCCAGGUGGAUUUUCCUAUGGAGUCCCUAGACAUGUCCGCGUAUACGGUACGCGGGGUCACUGGGACGAAGCUAGGAGCUCAAAACAGUCACCUUUACGAUCUAGCCGCUGUCAUAGUUCAUCAUGGCUCCGGGGCCGGAACCGGACACUACACUGCCUUUGCUGUUCACGACGGCCAAUGGUUCCACUUCAACGACAGUUCCGUGCGACCUGCGAGUACCGAAUCGGUCGCAAAGUGCAAGCCUUACAUUCUCUUUUAUGUACGAAAGGAGUUUUCCAUUCCACCCCCGUUGUGAUGUCACUUUCUGAGAUCCCGUCCAAUAACGACACGAAGUAGCACUACCCGGGUUCGAUCUAGGAGUCAGCGGGGAUCCCGAACUGGGUCCGUUAUCGUACGGCCGAAACGAGAGUAAUUGCUGGUGUAAAAGCGAGUUGCAUUAACGCAUGGCCGAGCACUGACCUCGACUAUCCCCGAGGGGCCGAGUACCAUCGGUUUUUCACGUUUGAAUUUUCCCGCUUCGUGUACCUCACCGUCCUGUCGUUAGCGGCGAGUCGAUUGGUCACUGCUCGCGCACGGAAUCCUUCUGCCAAUUUAAACCGAUCUGAGCAGAUUUUUUUUUAGUUAGACGAACGCGAUUCAGGUUCUGUUCACUCAUCGAUUGACUGGUUCAAAAUGCUUUUUUUUUGGUUUUUCCUUUUUAUUCUCCAUUAUCAUCUCUCUCGUCCGUUUCCGUACCGCUCCCAAUAUCUCAAUCUACGUACCUAGAUCAUCCAUAACUCAGUCGCUCACAGUUUCAACAGUCAUACUCAGCAGGAUUCAGUUUGAUGUAGUUAUCCAGUGAAAUUUACUAUUUUUCUAGUUGCCGAGGACUAAACAAAUACAGAAUUGCCGAUCGGACGUGCAAUGGUGAUUUAUAAUGUGAUACCAAGAUACGUAGACAUCGGGCUGGUGAAAUUGGUUGUUGGAAUUAUAUUAGUCGUGCGUGUAUUUAAGUAGCUAGUAAUCGUGUUUCGGAUAUCGACUUCGAUCACCUUCUUCUUUAAAGGUGCCCAGUCCACGUCCGUAAUACGGGUGAUGAACUGCCGAUUAUUGAGGAAAUCAAUUUAAUAGAAUUAAUCCGUUUUCUCAAUUUACGCGAUCGGUUGGGAUUCUUCGUUACGAGAUGGCAAUGUCUCGAGCAUGAAAUUCCAUGUUGAUCGUUUUCUAUUUGGGCAGCUUCCUCGUACGAUAGUUGAUCCUAUAGAUCUUGAUGUACACGAGUGAUUCGAUAGAAUAUAACGAUAGACGGAAAAUUGAGCGGAAAUGAACGACUAAGAGAAUCGUAAAUGGCGGCAGUUUUACAUUGAUGUAAAAUUUCACGCUUCUCGUUUAUACGGAUGCUGCAGUGAUGUCCUUUUAAAAAAAAGAAAAGAAAAAGGAAUUAAGGGAAAUUAUCGAUUUCCCUAUGCUAGACCCAUUCCCGAUUUCCGGAACACUCGACGACUCUUAUGUGAUUAUUUAAAGACUUAUUUUUUCUAUAAUAUUAAUGGUAAUGAUGAUGGUGAGGAUGAUUAUAAUGAUAAUGAUCACGAUGAUGAUUAUAAUAAUUAUUAUAAUUACAGAGUAAUAAUAAGUUAAUACGUAGCGAUGGAACGUUUUAUUAAGGUGAUAACACGAUAAGCGACAAACUUAAUGGAAGGAUUCUCACUCGUACGACAAAAAAAUGUUGAUACGAACAGAGAUCAGGGCGACGGAAUUAUUUGGAGAAAUUCAGAUGUACGAAACGACGAACGAAUAAAGUACUUGAACGAUCUA
Molecule: messenger RNA, 4248 nt
Organism: Cephus cinctus (wheat stem sawfly)
Lineage: Eukaryota; Metazoa; Arthropoda; Insecta; Hymenoptera; Cephidae
Product: ubiquitin carboxyl-terminal hydrolase 3
Exons: 7
Coding region: 1328-2749 (473 amino acids)
Biological process (GO): protein deubiquitination
Cellular component (GO): cytoplasm
Molecular function (GO): cysteine-type deubiquitinase activity; zinc ion binding
Source: RefSeq, a predicted model, not a curated record